Messenger RNA from Callorhinus ursinus (northern fur seal), 464 nucleotides. Its product is annotated as C-C motif chemokine 7-like. Gene Ontology annotation, cellular component: extracellular region. Gene Ontology annotation, molecular function: chemokine activity; CCR chemokine receptor binding. Gene Ontology annotation, biological process: inflammatory response; positive regulation of cell migration; eosinophil chemotaxis. Lineage: Eukaryota; Metazoa; Chordata; Mammalia; Carnivora; Otariidae. The record is from RefSeq and is a predicted model, not a curated record.
GAGGCUGAGACCAACACAGAAACCUCCAGCUCUCACGCCCAGUCUCCCUGCUCCCCGCUGACAUGAAGGUCUCCGCAGUGCUUCUGUGCCUGCUGCUCACAGCCGCCACCUUCAGCCCCCAGGUGCUCGCCCAGCCAGACGGGAUUAAUAUCUCAACCACCUGCUGCUAUAGAUUUACCACUAAGAAGAUCCCCAUCCGGAAGCUGAAGAGCUACAGAAGAAUCACCAGCAGCUAUUGUCCCCGGGAAGCUGUGAUCUUCAAGACCAAACUGGCCAAGAAGGUCUGUGCUGACCCCAAGCAGAAGUGGGUCCAGGAUCUCGUGGAGUACCUGGAAAAGAAAACCCAAACCCCAAAGCUGUGAACACUCAUGCCCAUAAUGAAGCCAAGCCAGUACUCAGGAAACAAUUUAUAUUCCCUAUCCUUUCCAACAUACCUUCUGAGAUUAUUCUAUUACAAUUCUAGG